UUGCCAGUGUUUUUUGAUAUCAUAUCACAGUGUAAACAAUUUACGUUUUACAAAUGUAAGAGAACUGCCUUUUUAAUAAAAAAUGAACGCUGCAAGCUUAUAUGUGUCCACUUGUCGGCUGAUAAUAUUAGCGGAUGCCGCAGACAAAAGUUCUUGGACCGAUUUAUUUCGUUUGGUCCCAUAUUUACGUCAGUCAUUGUCUUGCACAGUUUGUGGUAACCUUCUUGUGGAACCCUGUACUCCGAAGAACUCUAGUUGCCAGCACCAUGUGUGUAAAAAGUGUAAAGGUGGUAAAAAGAAGUUAAAACCAUCCUGCAAUUGGUGUAAAGACUAUGAAAACUAUUCGGAAAAUAUGCAUUUACGAAUACUUUUGCAGUGUUACAAGAAGUUGUGUGAAUAUUUCAUGAGUACAGAUGUAUAUAAAGUUUUAUUAGAAGAAGAUGAAAUUUCUACUGGUGUAAAUGGUGGGACAGUAGCAAGUUCUGGUUUAAUCGAUUUAGUACAGGAAGGGGCUGGUUUCAGUGAUGAUUAUGAAAGUGGUGCCGCCUUAUCAAAAUCAGAAUAUAGUAUAUUACCUUGUGUAUAUACAAAUACUACAUCUACUCAAACACAAGGAGCAUCUACAUCAAAUAGUACAGAAGCAACACCAUCUAGUAAGGAACCUUCAAGCUCGAAACCAAUGUCAAAUGGCACAUCAGUAUAUUCUGUAAUGUACGCAGGGUCUGGUAAUAAAAUUACAAUAAAAAGGAAAGCAGUUGAAGAAUCAGAGUCGCAGUCUUCAGAUGAACCUCCUCCUAAAGAAAGUAAAUCUCGACGAGGAGAAUCAGGGUUUAAAAAACCGUCAAAUAGGUCACGUAGUUCUGCAAGCAGCAAAAGAAAAGGUUGCCGCUGUGGUAAUGCCACUGCAACUCCGGGCAAGUUGACUUGCUGUGGCCAGAGAUGUCCCUGUUAUGUUGAAAGUAAACCCUGUACUGAAUGUAAAUGCAAGGGAUGUAGAAAUCCGCAUAGACCAGAUGGGUUAAAGGUAAGGCCACAUUUAUCACCAGUGGACUCUUUGCAAAUGGCAUCAAGCUCAAACCCAGAUACUUCCCCGUCAUUCUCAAGCUCAAUGGACAGUCUCGACACUGACACAAUGACUAUGGAGGAAAUGGAGGAAUCUCUCUGCUCUGAACUUAGUUCUUCUGAUACAAAAGUAUACUCAAGUCAAUUGCAAGAUGUAUCACCUUCAUUACCAGCCUCAAUAAUGAUGGACGAAGAUGCAGAUUCUCCUGAUGAUGAAGAGAGUUCUGAUUACAAAUGUUCAUCGAAUGAGCCUAACGAUGCCGAUGCAGUCUCACCACCAUCCGGAGACACUCAGGAUGCCUACAGCGAUGUUGAAGUUGAUGAUGUAUGACAAGAACUUUCUAGUGAUUAGGAUAGUCCAUUAAUUGUGCAAGUAAGUGACUGAACCAAAUACAGUGCUGUACAGUGUAUGUUUCAGUUUGUUAUAAAGUGAUUUUGUAUAUACAGUAACAUAGUUUUUAUUUAGAACUACUUUCUGGCA
Molecule: messenger RNA, 1543 nt
Organism: Papilio machaon (common yellow swallowtail)
Lineage: Eukaryota; Metazoa; Arthropoda; Insecta; Lepidoptera; Papilionidae
Gene: msl-2
Product: E3 ubiquitin-protein ligase MSL2
Exons: 4
Coding region: 83-1393 (436 amino acids)
Cellular component (GO): MSL complex
Molecular function (GO): ubiquitin protein ligase activity
Source: RefSeq, a predicted model, not a curated record